AUGGCUCUUGACUUUAUAGCUGGAUGCAUUGGUGGUAAUGUUGGUAUCAUAGCUGGUCAUCCAUUAGAUACUUUGAAGGUUCAUAUACAGUCAGGAAGAGGCAGUGCAUUGGAAUGUACGAAGUCUCUAUUGAAUGGAGGAACCCUUUCAACAGUUUAUCGCGGUGUGUGGGCGCCUUUGGGAGGAAUUGCCGCAGUGAACGCGAUAGUAUUUGGAGCAUAUGGAAACACAAGAAGAUCUUUGCCAAACUCUGACUCGCUAACCACCCACGCGAUCGCUGGCGCUGCGGCCGGACUGAUGCAAAGUUUCAUUUGCGCACCCGUAGAGCUUGUUAAAACGCGGCAGCAACUUGCUAAAGAAGGAGAAGGUAUGCCCAAAGGUGCGUGGAGUGGAGCCAGGCAUAUCUUAAAAAAUGGAGGAUUCAAGGCGCUCUUCCGUGGACUCGGUAUAACUGCAGCUCGCGAUAGUCCCGCUUUCGCUAUUUAUUUUACAUCUUACGAGGCGAUGACAAGAGGAGAUCAGUCCGCUAUGAGGGUUUUUACUGCUGGAGGAGUAGCGGGAGCACUAUCUUGGGUCCUUUUAUAUCCAAUUGACGUAGUAAAGUCGAGGAUACAAGGUGACAUAGUUGGGAGGUACCUAGGUGCCUGGGACUGUUUCGUGAAAUCUAUACAAAGUGAAGGUUGGCGCUGCAUGGGACGUGGUAUGGGAGCUGUGACUUUACGUGCAUUCAUAAGCAAUGGCGCGUGUUUUUCGGCAGUGGUGUGGACCGACAGGGCAUGGCAGCACUGCACUUCCGACACAGCGGUGAAAACAUUCGUGCAAGCAGCCGCUAUCGGUGAAGCUGUGCGACACGAACCAGAUUACCUCUGUGAUAUGUGA
Messenger RNA from Parnassius mnemosyne (clouded apollo), 879 nucleotides. The record is from the annotation of a GenBank genome assembly. NCBI's taxonomy places the organism in Eukaryota, Metazoa, Arthropoda, Insecta, Lepidoptera, Papilionidae.